AUGCAUCAUAUGUAUCCAAUGGCUAAAGGAGAUCCGCUCUGUCCCUUGGGUUUCCAUCCGCAAGUGCGAUGGCCGACUCGGUGCAAGCGCUGCUUCCGCGACUACAAGGAACACGGUGGUCGUAAGAAGGAAGAUGAUUUUGCUGCAUCAACACCGAGCCUCUCUUCUUGGAACUCGCCCUCAUCACGAAGUCGUGACGAAAAUAAUGGUGCUGAGACGGAGAAGACAAGUCGUGGUUGGGCUUCGAGCACAAACCUUAGUAUUACUGAAGUAUCCAAAAAAGACGACAUAACCAUAGGGCUCAAUAAGAAAAGCACAUCGUGGACGUCAACACCAGACUUGGGUUCAAAUGAAGAUGAUAAUACAACGGCUGUAACAUUCAGUCUUAAAUUACCCAAACGAAGAUCUACAGGUCCUUUACCAUCUCUAGACACAGGACAGAAUAAUACAGAAACGGUAACAGUACGUCGACCAUCUCCCUCGCCACCACCACCCGUCAGACAACCAGAGAGCCAGCCUUCUAUAGCUCAGAUAACUAUCAAUAAAAACGAUUCGCUUGCAGAACGAGUUCGAAAGAUGCAAUUAAUGAAAGCUCAGAGCAGUUUUGACAAAGAGUCUAGCGUUGAGAAGGAAAGAGAAAGGAGAAGUGCUUCUCGAAGUAAGGAAGAAGAAAAGACCGUCAAGCCCAAAGAAGAAAAGAGUUACAGUAAGGAAGACGUUGGUAUAUCACUGGGAAAAACUCGUAAUCAAUCCAUAUCAAAGCCUCCUAUUAGGGGAGGACCGAUAUCUCGAGAUAAGGAAGAAUCGGAGGAUGAGGGGAGCACUAUUACAACAGACACAGAUGUAACACUUGUCGAUCCGAACAUAAAAGAGUAUCAGGAACAAAUUGAAAGUUUAAAGUCGGAAGUCGAUUUUCUGAAAAAGCGUUGUGAACGUGUUGAGAAAGAAAAAAGUGACAUUCUACUAAGGAGACUAGCUAACAUAGACAACACUAACAAAUAUUCAACUGGACGAUCUUCAGAAAAUCUAAAGUUACAAAAGAAGGUUAAUGAACUUACAACACAAAACGAAGACCUAAAGGAUGAAAAGAAACAUUUAUCUCUACGGAUUAAAGAGAUGGAGGUAGAAUUAGAAUCUCGUCCAUCAAUUGAGGCACAAACAAAACAAAUUGAACAACUCAGAGCAAAGUUAUUGGCUGCAGAAACUCUCUGUGAGGAAUUGAUGGAUGAAAAUGAAGACAUGAAAAAAGAAUUACGAGAUCUUGAGGAAGAAAUAGAAGAAAUGCAGGACAACUUCAGAGAGGACCAAGCAGAUGAAUAUUCUUCUUUAAGAAGAGAAUUAGAACAAACAAUCAAAAACUGUAGAGUUUUAUCAUUUAAAUUGAAAAAAACAGAACGAAGAGCCGAGCAACUUGAACAAGAAAAAGCGGACCAGGAGAAAAAGCUUUUAGAGAUUGUAGGAGGUGCUGACGGUCUACAGAGAGAGAAUCGAAUCAAAGAAUUGGAACAAGAAGUAGCGCGGUCUACUGAAGUUGCUCUGCGGCUGCAACGUGAAUUGGCAGAGGCGAAGUCUAAACCAGCUUCUAUUUCUGGUGCUCCACCUGCUAACGUUAAGAAGCAAACAACUGACGGAAAGAUAUCCCGAUCGUCUCUAACACGAGGUGGAAGCCAGGAAGAUGCAGCGCAAUUACUUCGGGAUCUUCAAGACUCUUUGGAACGCGAAGCUGAUUUAAGAGAACAACUACGCAACGCUGAAGAAGAGGCUAUUCGAUACCGUGGAAGCUUCGGUGAUAAUCAGAAUCUUGCACCACCGCAUUCAACGCCAUCACUGCUUCAUCUUCCGCCUAACCUUGCUGUCAAUGAUAAUAAUAACAAAUCAAUGAUACAAAUUCUAAAAAUGCACCACGUUCUUGAAAAAAAGUUAUCCUCAUUGGAUAUUAACAAAUUGUCUAUCGGCAUUAGUGAAUCCCAUCAAACUCCCCAAGAUUACAUUGAUUCUUAUUCUGAAGGAUGUCAGACUGACACAAUAUUGUUCCAUGAUGUAGCUAAUGAUACAAAAAAAAUAACAUUUGAUUCUAACGUCCAAAUAGAUAUAGAUUUAUUACAUACGUACAGCCAAACAGAAAAAGCUUUUGUUAAGAACAAAAAUGUUCAAACUGAAUCUUUCAAGAAGCAUUGUUUCACACAAAUAGAUAAGAGAAAAAAUAAAAAUGCUUGCUGUCAAAGUCCUCAAUAUAUUUUUGACAAAUCUAUACAGAUUGGUAAUACAGUAAUAAAAACAUUUGAUGAUAAAAGUACAUUAACUGAUAUUAAUGCUUCUACGUCUUUAAGUGACGAUGAUAAUGCUCCCAUAAAUCGAGAUACAAAUAUUGAGGGAAGGGUACAAAAAUCCGACAGCCCCCCACUUUCCUCAGAUAAAGGAGCUUCUUCAUCUAAUCAGAUUCAAUUCCCAUUCGCUUUAUUCAAUCCUCUGGCAGCAAGGUUACCUAUUGUAGGUAGAAAGUUAUCACCAACACCUCCAACUAAUAGACUUGCCAUCGAAGCUCCCAAUGAAAAAGACGAAGGCAUAUCGGAUGAAGAGGAUCCAGCAGAAUUGAGGAUUUUAUUAGAACUCAAUGAACAAGAAGCAGCAGUUUUACGGAAAAAGGUUGAAGAGUUAGAGCAAGACAGAGAAUCUUUGAGGAAACAAGUUAAGGAACUGAGUGACAAAAUUUCUAGCACUGUUAAAUCCAACACUAAUACGGUAGUUACGUUGCGGAAAACUCCGAACAAGGCUAGUAAUUUAGCAGAAGAAAAAGUUAAAGUUUUAGAAGAUGAAAUAGCUGAAUUAAGAAAGAAACUCAUAGAAAAAGAAAGGGAUUGUGAAAGGCUGCAUGCUGAAUUAAGCCUCACUCAGAAAAAACCAAAAGCCUCACUUAUUAAAAGCAAGUCACUAGAUGGAGGAAGUGAACAACAAAAUGUUGAUCUGAAGAGACAACUUCAAGUCAUAGAACAAGAAGCUAACGUUUUAAGAGCAAAAACGCAAAGCUUAGAGGCGGAUAAUGAAAAGUUACAAGCUGAAAAUAAAAAAUUACAGUUACUCAAAAGUGCAAGAAACUUAAAGACUGACAAAUCAGUUGAACAAAAUGCAAGCAAAGUAGCUCAAUUAGACAAAGAAUUAAAAGAUGCUUUAGCAAAAAUUAAAGAGUUAGAAGGUAAUAAAGAUAAAGAAGAAAAGGCUGAGAAAAAGGUGAGGUUCGGAGAAGUACUAAAAAAAGAAGCUGAAUCUCUGAAACCUAAAGUGGAAGAAUUAGAUAAACUUAAACUUAGUUUUAAUAAGCUUGAAAAAGAAAAAUUAAAAUUGCAAACUACAUUAAAAGAGUUGAAAGAAGACGCCAUGAAAACAUUUAAACCUAGAACACCAAAAAAGAUUACUGAUAUAACAACAAAAUUACAAAUGAAGCGUAUGGUUGAAGAUCUUGAAAGUGAAAUAGGUGAAUUGUAUGUAAUCAUGAAGAAUGCAGGCCUUUCCCAGCAGGAUAUUAAUACAAAGACAGGCCAAGAAAAGGACAUAGAAAGCAUUAAGGCAAAAUUAUCUAAAACUGAGACGGAAUUAACAAAUGAAAAGAAUCGUUUACAGAAUGAAAUUUCCAAACUUAAAGAUUUAAAUACAAAAUUAGAGUCUGAAAAGAAAUCCUUUUCCAGUAAAUGUAAGGUUUUAGAAGAAGAAAAAAAUAACGCUGCUGCAGAAUCUAAGUCAUUAAAAGAAGAAAAAAAGAAUUUGGAGGAACAAUUAGCUAAGUUAAACUCAGAUUUAAAAAAAAAUAGUUCACAACAAGCUGCUAUGUCAGACUGUAUGAAGAAAAUUGAGGAAUUGAAAACAGAAAUCGACAAUAAAGAUAAGGAAAUUGAUAAGCUCAAGAAACAAGUAGAUUCAAUUAACAAAUUAGAACAAGAUAAAAGUAAAUUACUCAAGGAAGUCGGAGACAAGACUAAGAAGCUAACCGAACUUGAGAAAAAACUUAAAGAGUUAGAAGAAAAAUGCAAGCGAACAGAAAAGUUACUAGCUACCCGCAAAGAUCGUGUUGCGAAAUUAGAAAAAGAGUUAUCGCAAGAAAAGGAAGAAAAAGAGGUUCUCACAAAUUCAAACAGACGCAUGUCUGUCGAUUUUACUACCGAAUAUGAUGGAAUGAAAACUAAGCUUUUUAAUGCUGAAAGUAAAGUUAUUUGUUUAGAAACAGAUUUAAAGGAAAUUAAAUCUGACUAUGAAAAUAAAAUCACCAGCUUGGAAUCCACUAUAGCGGCAAAAGAUAAUCAUAUAAAGCAACUGGAGGAUGCUCUACGUGAGACGUCCAAUCAGAAAUAUGACGAGGCUUUAACAUCAGUUGAAAUAGCACAAGUCAAAGAAAAAUAUGAGAGAGCUUCCAGAGAACUGAAAGACAAAGAAAAGGAGUUAGCUUCUGCCAAGAAAGAUCUUAGCAGUACAGAAAAAGAUUACUCUAAGCUACAGUCGGAAUUAACGCAGCUUAAGUCUGAUAUUUCAAAAUAUGAAAAUGAAAAGAAAGAUCUUGAAAAUAAAUUACAAACGGAAAAGAAAGAAUCCAACUAUUGGGAAAAGAAAGCCUCUGAACUAGAUUCAGACAUUCAAGCAGAAAGAAAAAAAAUUGACCGAAUGCGUGCCAAUCACGAUAAGGAUAUCAAAAACAAAGAAGCAGAGUUGGCAACCCUAAGAGGCAAACUAAAAGUCUUAGAGCAAACAUCAGGCGCGGGCACGAAAAGAUUAUCAGAAAUCAAACAAGAACACGAAGAAAAAGUAAAAAAAUUGGAACAUUCAUUGGCAGUGGAGAAGGCGGAAUAUGAAGAAUUAACUGGCAAGUAUGAGUUACUAGAAGAGGAACACGUUGUAACCAAAGCUCGUCUAACAGUUGAAAAGGAAAAAGCCCAAAGUGACCUUCUGUUGGUACAAAAGGAACUUAAUACAAAACUAGCAGAAUAUAAAUCUAUCCAAGAAAAUUACGAAAGUGAGUCGGAAGCUUGGAAUAAAGAAAAGGCUGAAUUACAGAAAGAAAUAUCAUCUCUUCAAGACCGUCUUUGCGGUGGAGGAUGGGAAGUUGAACGUGCACGGCUGUCGGCGCGCCUCGAACAACUGGAACGUGAACUAAGGGGUGUUAAAGACUCCAAUGACGUACUUUCUCAUCAUCACGAUCUUGCUAAGAAAGAGUUAGAAGAAGCUCGUCGAAAGUUAGAAGACUAUGAGAAAAUUAGCAAAGUUCAAAGGACAUUAACUGCUGAUAAUGCAGAAUUAGAACGUGAAGUUGCGGCACUUAAUAAUCGUUUAGAACAAGCAGAUAAGGCUCGAAAGAAUGAAGUUGCUGAAACUAAAACACGAUAUGACUCACAAAUGAACUCUUUACGAGAUGAAAUGAAAUCAUUACAUAAUCAGGUAUCGAGGUUUAGAAGAGAACGCGAUAAUUAUAAACAGAUGCUAGAAGCAGCUCAGAAAACGAUAGCUGGAGACAAAAGUGGUGAAAAAAGAGCUCAACGUAAUUCUAUAUCUAGUACUGAUGAGGAAGAAUAUCGUAACAAAGUAGCAAUCUUAGAACAGCAACUAGCAUGUGCGGAAGACGAACUUUGUGAAGCGAGGCUCCUGGCUUCGAAACUUAACACAGAACUUGUCAGUGAGAAAUCAACGGCUGAGGUUCGCCUUGCAGAAAUGCAAUCUCGGCUAAAUGAGUACGAAGAAGACAGGUUGUUGUCAUCGGGACGAGGCCGGCUGGCGGGACUGGCAACGAGGAUGGAACUUGCGUGGCACAAGGAACGUGACGAACAAAACAGACUGCUGCAUGAGACCUCUACCCUCGCACGAGAUCUAAGACAAACUCUGUUUGAGGUGGAGCGGGAAAGAGAAAAGGAAAGACUGGAUAUGAAGAGAAGGAUAGAUCAACUAAAGAGAACAACGGAAGAGGAAACUGAGGAAGCGAAGAAGAAGGUGACUGAACUGCAAUGCGAUUUAUUGGAACUACGGGACGCUCACGCAAAACUGAGAACCGCCAAUGAAAAGUUGCGGCGUGACAAAGAGAGACACGAUCGUGACCGCGAUCAAAAUAAACUUUUGGUUGCAUCUCUCAAACGAUCACAACAGGAGGACGACAAAGUGAUUACGCAACUAGUCGAGACGAUAGACGAUUUAAUGAAGCAGAAUCCUAAUAUGUUCCGAACAGAAGCUAUAAAGCCUGAAAAGAGUCUUAUGACACCAACUCCUCCGAGACGUAAUAGGUCAUCUAAGUCUCGAUCCCGUUCUGCUACUCCGGAGACUAGCGAGGCGCAGUCGGCGAGCGACGCACAGGCCACCGCCGCGAGACUGAAGAGACUCACUGACGAACUCCGCGCCUCACGGAUAGCUGAGAGGCAACGAAGACAGCAAACUACUAGUGCCAGGCGCGCUAUGUCGACUGAACCCCGUGAUACGCUGUCAGUGACAUCAUCUCGUACUCCAUCACGUGCACCUUCCCUCAAGAAACGAUCUAUUUCUUUGGAGCAAACCACCAAAGAACAGGGUUCUAUUUGGAAGACAGUAGAAGACAGCAGUGUUUCUUCAAUGCAGUCGUUGGAUGGCGAUGCGGACGUACGAUUAUUCACAAUGCAACGGGACAAUAGUCUAGAUAGUCGAUUAUCGGGUGGAUCUACUCAAAGUGAUGUCCUUCCCACGGAGAAGAAGAAAAAGAAAGGAUUAUUUGACAAACUGAAAAAGAUGACAAAGUCACGAUCAAUAGACGACCACGUAAAUUCUGAUGUAGGGGACUUCAGGCCCAUAGGGACUGUUUCGCAGGGUUCAGACUCCGAUAUGAGUACAACCGGCAGUAAGCGAGAUCUUCGCGGCCGUUUGUCCGGCAUGUUCAGUAGGAAAGGACAGUUGAGCAGAGGAAACAGCAAAGACCAAAGUCCUGAGAGACCUAGUAGCGCCACGGGCAGCACGACUGGUGGCGCCACCGUCACUAAACCCAUUUUGCGCAACGCUAGCUCGUCAACACUCUCUCAAUCUUCGCCGGCAAAACCGGUAAACAUCACUCAGUACAAGAGCAUCCAGCGCUACUCCGGGUACAAAAAGGAAAGGAAAAUGAUUCAAGAAUAA
Molecule: messenger RNA, 7110 nt
Organism: Danaus chrysippus (African queen)
Lineage: Eukaryota; Metazoa; Arthropoda; Insecta; Lepidoptera; Nymphalidae
Source: the annotation of a GenBank genome assembly